Molecule: messenger RNA, 1146 nt
Organism: Vitis riparia (riverbank grape)
Lineage: Eukaryota; Viridiplantae; Streptophyta; Magnoliopsida; Vitales; Vitaceae
Exons: 2
Coding region: 1-1146 (381 amino acids)
Molecular function (GO): protein dimerization activity
Source: RefSeq, a predicted model, not a curated record
AUGUAUUCAAAAGGUCUCCCAUUCAACACUGUGAAUGAUCCUUAUUGGUUUCCUAUGAUAGAUGUUGUUGCAAAUUUUGGUCCCAAGUUUAAGCCUCCAUCUAUGCAUGAAUUGAGGACAUGGAUUCUUAAAGAAGAGGUGGUUGAAGAAAUUGGAGAGGAGAAUGUUGUGCAAUUCAUCACUGAUAAUGCCUCUAAUUAUGUGAAUGCUGGAAUGAGGCUUAUGGAAAAAAGGAGAAAAUUGUGGUGGACUCCUUGUGCUGCUCAUUGUAUUGAUUUGAUGUUGGAGGAUAUUGGAAAGCUAAAUGUUCAUGCUACUACACUAUCUCGAGCUAGGCAAGUAGUGAAGUUCAUAUAUGGGCAUACUUGGGUUCUUAGCUUGAUGAGAACAUUUACAAAAAAUCAUGAACUUCUUCGUCCAGCAAUUACACGAUUUGCUACUGCAUUUCUUACUCUCCAAAGUCUUUAUAAGAAAAAUCAAGCUCUUAUAGCAAUGUUCUCAUCAGAAAAAUGGUGUUCAAGCACAUGGGUUAAAAAGGUAGAAGGUGUGAAAACUCGAAGUACAGUGUUGUUUGAUCCAAAUUUUUGGCCUCAUGUUGCUUUUUGCAUUAAGACCACUGUUCCAUUAGUUAGUGUCUUGAGAGAGGUUGAUUCAGAGGAAAGACCAGCCAUGGGUUAUAUUUAUGAGUUGAUGGAUUCUGUUAAGGAGAAGAUUGCAUUUAAUUGUCGGGGUGUGGAGAGAAAAUAUGGCCCAAUUUGGAGAAAAAUUGAUGCAAGAUGGACUCCGCAACUUCAUCGACCUUUACAUGCAGCGGGUUAUUAUCUUAAUCCUCAAUUGCGGUUCUCUAAUGCUGAUGAGGUGAGGAAGGGAUUAUUUGAAUGCAUGGAUAGGAUAUUGGAUUAUCAAGAACGUUUAAGAGCUGACAUUCAGUUGAACUCAUAUGACCAAGCAAUGGGUGAAUUUGGGAGUCGUAUUGCAAUUGAUUCUCGAACAUUAAGAAGUCCUACAAGUUGGUGGAUGCGUUUUAGGGGUUCAACACCGGAGUUGCAAAAGUUUGCUAUUCGAGUCCUUAGCCUUACUUGUAGUGCUUUGGGAUGUGAAAGAAAUUGGAGCACAUUUGAGUCGAUAAUACUUCUACUUUUGUAA